Molecule: messenger RNA, 1088 nt
Organism: Triticum aestivum (bread wheat)
Lineage: Eukaryota; Viridiplantae; Streptophyta; Magnoliopsida; Poales; Poaceae
Exons: 3
Coding region: 115-927 (270 amino acids)
Source: RefSeq, a predicted model, not a curated record
CCCGAGCUAUCUUCGCAUCCCAGCCUCAUCUCAAAUCCCUAGCCGCCACCAGCAGCGGCGCCCCAAAUCCCUCGUCGUCGCCAGCCGGCUGCCGGCCCAAUCCCACCUUGCCGGAUGCGCCGCAGUUCUAUCACUGCCAGAUGCACCUCCUCCAGCCUCUCGCUCGCUCCCUCCCACCAUAUUCGCUUGGUGACGACCAAGAACGGCCGCCUACAAAUGUUGUCGUCAACCUUCCCACUACCUCCGGAUGAUUGUCACCGUCAACGUGCCCGCCGCUGCCGUCACUCGACCGCCAUCGCAUCCUUAUCUGAGUGCCACCCUUCCCAUCCAGUCGGUAUGAGUUUGCCUUGCUCGGAUCAAAGCAUUAGGCCGAGGAAAAUGAAGAACGCAAGUUUGCUUCCUGGGGUGGCAGUCCUGCGAUGUUGGUGUGGCGAUCUUUGCAAGGUGAAGGAGGUGACGGAUUUUUCAGAUUGGUUGGGCAUGAAGUUUUUCAUGUGCGCCAAUUAUGAGGAAUAUCCCGCCGUAGCUAUUUCAGAGUACGACAAGCCUCCGUCUCCUCCGCCUCUGUGCAUGUACUAUUAUUGGAUUGACACGGAGAAGCCGGCUUGGGCAGUGACUGAGAUUCGUGAAAGAAGUCGCCGUGCGUGGAAUAGUUUAUUUGCGGAAGAGCGACACGAGAAGGCGGAAGCUGAGGAGAAAGCAGAGCAAGAGAGAGAGUUAAAAGAAUACUAUGCGAAGCAACACCGUUUUUUUGAGGAAAUGGGAAAGAAAAACAGGGAAGAGGCUCGUCGCAUGGAGGGGCAGGAACGAAAGCGAAAGGAGGCUCGUGAGGCAGAGAGGCAGAGAAAGAAAGAAAGGGCUCGUCAGGCUAAGGCAACAGAAGAAGCUGGCGAUGGAAAAGGAAAAUAUCCACGCUGGACUCAGUAGAUUCCUGUGGUAGUAUUUAAAAUUCCGCAAUCAUUUGUAUCUUUAUUUCUGCACUUUAAUGUAGCUUUAUUUCAGGAGUUAAAUGUAGGUAUAUUCCUACAAUGUAUCUUAUUUUCAGUUGUGCCGUGUCGUAAUGGAAAAAAAUAUAGUUUAAGAAUAAA